CAACCGAAACAGGAAGUGUGUAUCAAGCAAGCCCAAUUGUCGGUCCCUGUUUGUUGGAUUCAGUCUUCAGUGGCUAAAUGGCCAAGGAGUUUCCGUCUGUGAGCGCUUCGACCAUGAUUAAUAGUCGUGUUUCCCUCGAGGCAGAGGGUCAGAGCAGAUAUCCGCGCCGAUACACAGGCAGCGAGCAGAAUGACCUCAGGGCAAGAGCACGCCCUCCUGGCACCUCUCACACCAUGUCUGCAUCUCCGGCUGGAUCAGAUGCAGUACAAGAGACCGCACGAGUGGAUGACUGUGAGAGGCUGGGUACUCUUUUUGGGAUGGUCAAUAAGUGCUUGAAAGCCAUGGGCUUUGCAGAGCUCUACUUCGGGGAGAAGAUUGUAGACCCUGUGGUGGUGCUUUUCUUCUGGCUGCUCCUCUGGUUCCUCGGCAUCCAGGCCCUGGGUCUUGUCGGAACUCUUUGUAUUAUCAUCAUAUACAUCCAACAGUAGUGGCCAAAGCAGGAUGGGAUGAUUUUGAUUCUUUGUGUCUUGGCAUGAUCUGUGUUUCUCAGCGUAACGAAUGUCUUGUUCCAAUGAAUAGCAUUAUAUCAUGCAAUGAGUCUAGGACUCUCUCCUAUCUGAGCCUCCAAUGACUAUAUACGAGGGUGAGUUAAAAAUGAUCCGCCCUCUGGCUGUAUAAUUAAUUUUAAUUCAAUUUUAGAAAAGACAAAUACAAUAUUUUUUAGACAUCUCAUUGUUUUCAAUACACUUUUUCCUUCUGUCAACAAGCUUUUGUAUUCCUUUGUUAAAAAUGUUCUAGGGUGAGCUGCAAGCUAUGAACACACCACUAUUUUCACUUCUUCACCAGUAAUGAUUCUCUUUAAGAAACCUUUACCAUCCUUACCUUCCUUCCCUACAGAAGUGACUGAGAGGUCAGUAGCCAACAGAUGUUUUAAUAUAACCAGAGUGCGGAUAAUGUUUGACUCACCCUUGUGUGUGUGUGUGUGCGCAUAUAUACAAUUGUGUAAUUUGCACAUACACUAUGCUGUGCAAAAGUAUUCAGGUUUUAUGAAGUUUUAUAUAUGCUUUAAUUUUUUUUUUUUUUUUCAGAAACAAACUUUUGUGUCAUCUACAAUUUUGUAAAUGGAUGUUACUACAUAGGUAGGAUCAGAAAGCUGAUAUUGAAGGGUUGCUUGUCAUCUAUGCACUAAUUUAGACGUUUUUGAUAUGUAUGUUUCUUUAACGAUAGUUUUAUUGGAUGUUGAGGAAGUACAUAUCUAUAGCUAACAUGGAUGUUAAUGAAGGAAGCACUUUAAGACGAGACUUUAAGAUAUUAUUUUGUUCUACUGUAUUCAAACAAAAGGACACAUACCAACCUUGGAAAUAGAAGGAAUUAAGUUUUUUAAAUUUGUUUUAUCUUUAGACCCCUGGAGAUGUUAGUGCAUUCUCCACACAAGUGCACUAGAGGGCAACCUCUUGCUGCUCAUUGGUUUCUAGAAAACCAAUAAAAAAAAUAGUAGAAUGAACAUUAAAAAGUACCAAUGCAUGACAAGUCAUUCACAGUCUUUAACAAGAACUGUGCGUAAAACAAAUAAUUCCUUUUUAAUGUUUAUAUAAAUUAAGUCUUAGUCUUUAUAAAUAUAAAGUGCGUCUGUUUGUGUCUCUAUGCGCGCACACAUGUGUGUGUGUAUUGGGGAAGGUUACUCUAUGUUGAACUUAUUAGAGUGUUUUUAUAUAUUAUGCCCGGUGUUCUAGGGAUAGGCUCAGGAUGCAUGAUGAUGUUAAUCAUGACUACUAGAGAUAAAUGGAUUAAUGAGGAAUGACAAUUUUCCCCUUCUGUGUUCUGCUGAGAAACACAUUUGUUCACCCAAAUAUGAUAUGAUUACAAUAUUAUGAAAAGGUGUAUACUCCUUUCAUUGUUACAUCCUUGUGAUUCUAAGAUUCUUUAACUGCUUUUUAAAAAAUCAAUUCUUGAAAAUAUAUUCAUAUAUAUGUAUAUAUAUUCGAGUAAUAACAUGUCAAAAAACAUGUGCUGAUACUUUAAAGUUAAUGCCGGGCUAAAGUCUGUUUUUUUUUUUUUUUUGUCUUUUUUUUUUUUAAAGGGUUUUUGAAUAGAAAACAAGGCCAUAUACAGCUGCCUCGCAUCUAAAAAUUUAUUGUGAUUAUUAUGAUUAUUUGUAUUUCUAACUGCAGAGUUGUUUAAGUUACAGCUGUAACAUAGGCAAGCAGUAUGUUUUGAAUAUGAUUGUAAUUCAUUAAAAUGAUGAAGACAGUU
This is a messenger RNA of Clarias gariepinus (North African catfish), 2253 nucleotides long. RefSeq names its product family with sequence similarity 241 member A (gene fam241a). Gene Ontology annotation, cellular component: intracellular membrane-bounded organelle. Lineage: Eukaryota; Metazoa; Chordata; Actinopteri; Siluriformes; Clariidae. The transcript has 2 exons. The record is from RefSeq and is a predicted model, not a curated record. Bases 78 to 488 code for a protein of 136 amino acids.